This is a messenger RNA of Castor canadensis (American beaver), 1127 nucleotides long. RefSeq names its product fructosamine 3 kinase (gene Fn3k). Lineage: Eukaryota; Metazoa; Chordata; Mammalia; Rodentia; Castoridae. Gene Ontology annotation, biological process: fructosamine metabolic process. The record is from RefSeq and is a predicted model, not a curated record.
CUGCAGGCCGCGCCCCUGCGUCCAGUCCCUGCAGCGGCCGCGCUGCGUCCCCUGUCCCCGUCCCUAGUGCGGCGCCCGCGGUCCCCAUGGAGCAGCUGUUGCGCACCGAGCUGCGCACGGUGACCCUGCGGGCCUUCGGGAGCCCCGGGGCCGGCUGCAUCAGCGAGGGCCGCUCCUAUGACACGGAUGCGGGCCCGGUGUUCGUCAAGGUCAACCGCAGGACGCAGGUGCAAGCUGGCAAUUUGAGGAUACCUGCCUGGCUUUCUCCUCAGGCCCGGCAGAUGUUUGAGGGGGAGAUGGCCAGCCUAGAGGCCCUCCGCAGCACAGGCCUGGUGAGGGCACCUCAGCCCAUGAAGGUGAUUGACCUACCAGGAGGGGGAGCCGCCUUUGUGAUGGAGCAUUUGAAGAUGAAGAGCUUGAGCAGCCAGGCAUCAACACUUGGGGACCAGAUGGCAGAUUUGCACCUUUACAACCAGAAGCUCAAGGAGAAGCUGAAGGAGGGGGAGAACACAGUGGGUCGCAGGGCUGAGGGUGUUGAGCCCCAGUGUGUGACCAAGUUUGGCUUCCACACGGUGACGUACUGUGGCUUCAUUUCACAGGUAAAUGAAUGGCAGGAUGACUGGCCAACCUUUUUCACCCGGCACCGGCUCCAAGCACAGUUGGACCUCAUUGAGAAGGACUAUGCUGACCGAGAGGCACGAGAACUCUGGUCAAGGCUCCAGGUGAAGAUCCCGGAUCUAUUUUGUGGCCUAGAGAUUGUACCUGCCCUGCUCCACGGGGAUCUGUGGUCCGGAAAUAUGGCUGAGGAUGACUCGGGGCCCGUUAUUUAUGACCCGGCUUCCUUCUAUGGCCAUUCUGAGUUUGAACUGGCAAUCUCCAUGAUGUUUGGGGGGUUCCCCAGAUCCUUCUUCACUGCCUACCACCGGAAGAUUCCCAAGGCUCCGGGCUUUGAGAAGCGGCUGCUGCUGUACCAGCUCUUUAACUACCUGAACCACUGGAACCACUUUGGGCGGGAAUACAGGAGCCCGUCCCUGGGUACCAUGAGGAAGCUGCUCAGGUAGCAGAUGCCAGACCUCUCCCCAGCACCCCACAAGGCUCUGGCCUAAUAAAACCAACGCGAGUUCCAG